Messenger RNA from Chenopodium quinoa (quinoa), 912 nucleotides. Its product is annotated as M protein, serotype 24-like. The record is from RefSeq and is a predicted model, not a curated record. The transcript is spliced from 2 exons. Lineage: Eukaryota; Viridiplantae; Streptophyta; Magnoliopsida; Caryophyllales; Amaranthaceae. The coding region runs from base 1 to 912 and encodes 303 amino acids.
AUGCCAUAUUCUGCUGGGCAUUCUUUCAGGACCUUCCAGUCCAAAGAGAUGGGGUUUGAGAAUGCCCCAUUGGCGAAGGUACCUGACCUUUUCGCCGAGAACCAGCGGCUGUUGAUGCAGGUUAUGCACAACACCACUUUGGCGGCUGAUCUUAACGAGGAGUUAAGGCUGAAAGCCGAGGAAGCAGAGGCUCGAGCUCGGCUGUUCGAGCUGAAAUAUCAGAAGGCCGAAAAAGAGUCUUCAGCGGCCAUGGCUGGGGUCGCUGAGAUGCAGGGCAAAUUCAAGGAGUUUUGCCUCUGCUUUGAGCAGACCAUCAUUCCUUGGCUGGACGAAGGCCGUGCCCUGUUGACCGAGCAUGAGGUUGAUGAUAUUCCGAGCUUUAAGGCUCGGAUCGAGGAGAAGCUGAAGAGAGAAGCGGCUGCUCGUACCGCCCUUGCUGAGGAGUUGGAGGCUGAGAAGGCUCGUCAUGAGGCUGAGUCUCAGCUGCUGGUCAGCCACCUGGACUCUAAGGAUUCAGAUCUAAAUGCUGCAAGGUCUGAGUUGCAGGAGCUGAAGAGUCAGUUGGCUGCGCAGCUUGAAGAGACUGCCAAGGUCAAGGCAGAAGCUGAGAAAGCUAAGACCGAGCUCUCAGCCGCCAAUGAUCUGCUUCAAGUCCGCGUCUACACCCGGGCUCAAUACGAGGAGGGUUUCGACAACGGUUUCAACGUUGCUCGGCGACUGGCUUUUCACACUUGUCCCGAAAUAAACUGGGAUCAGGUUGAAGAGUGGGCAGCCGUUCCGAACCAUCCCAACUCAAGGGUGGCGCAUCCAGCUGAAGAUGCGUUCUUGGCUCGCCUCGAGGCCGAGGCAGAUGAGGAUGAAGCUGAGACUUGUGAGGCUCCAGCUCCCGCCCCAGCAGAUGCCGAAGCAUAG